AUGGCGAUUCGGCUAAAACUAGCAGUUCGGUUCAUGAGGGGUUCAGUUCAUGGCUGCACCGGUUCAGGGCUAAACCGGUUUUCGGAUCGGAGGCCGGUUCGGUUCAUGAACAGGGUUUUUUGCUCACCCAUUAUGGCAGCAAGGCAUGAGGGAUCGCAACAUAGAACACACACGGAAAGUUUUCAGAAGACGAGGAGACUUCACACCAUUUCAGAAAAUGAGGAGACGGAAUCAGACUCUCCGUCACUCCCCAUCAUUGAAAUCCUGAAUAUAUUGGUGGAUGCUCCUGUAUAUGCAGUAGGGACUGAUGUAAAACCAGCAGAAAUAGCUAGACAAGAUGAAUUGAAAGAUAUGAAGAGAACAUUGAAUCCCAUAGAAGUUUUGCUUCUUGUGGAUGUGAUGACAGGGCAAGAAGCUGCAGUGACAACUUUCAACCUUGAAAUUGGAAUUACUAAUGCUAUUCUAACUAAGCUAGAUGGGGAUUCAAGAGGUGGAGCAGCUCUGAGUGUUAAAGAGGUGUCAGGAAAGCCAAUUAAGCUUGUGGGACGUGGAGAGAGGAUGGAGGAUCUUGAACCCUUUUAUCCAGAUCGAAUGGCAGGAAGGAUCUUGGGCAUGGGAGAUGUUCUCUCAUUUGUGGAGAAAGCACAAGAAGUUAUGAAACAAGAAGUUGCUGAAGAUUUGCAGAAGAAGAUCAUGAGUGCAAAAUUUGACUUCAAUGACUUCUUGAAGCAAACUCGAGUUGUUGCAAGGAUGGGUUCCAUGUCUCGUGUUCUUGGAAUGAUUCCUGGAAUGGGAAAGGAAAUGAAUAUAGGUAAUAAAGUAUACCUCAAAAACGUUGAAGAGAUUGAUUAUGAUUCACAUAUCAAAGUGCGGGUGGUAAAGAUGUAG
Molecule: messenger RNA, 888 nt
Organism: Lactuca saligna
Lineage: Eukaryota; Viridiplantae; Streptophyta; Magnoliopsida; Asterales; Asteraceae
Source: the annotation of a GenBank genome assembly